Messenger RNA from Arabidopsis lyrata subsp. lyrata, 690 nucleotides. RefSeq lists its product as uncharacterized. The transcript is spliced from 2 exons. The record is from RefSeq and is a predicted model, not a curated record. NCBI's taxonomy places the organism in Eukaryota, Viridiplantae, Streptophyta, Magnoliopsida, Brassicales, Brassicaceae. Bases 28 to 573 code for a protein of 181 amino acids.
AAAAAAGAGAGAGAGAAAAGACGAGAAAUGGCGAGAAGGAAUAAGGAGAGAGCUAUUCACCGCCGAUUUGUUUACGGCCGCUUCAAGCUGACCACGACGGUUGGCAAAAAUUCCACGCAGAUCCGCAAUUGGGUCGGCGUUGGCGGAAAAAGUCGGAAGGCAGCGGCGGCAAAAGGCACCUUGGUCGUCGGCUUCUCGAUUCAACAUUCGAGAGGAGAACCGCACUCUCUUACCUUUGCUGUGGGUAGAAAGAUCUUGGUAGUUGAUCUGAAGAGCACACAGUACAUUCCAGAGAAUCUCAAGAGUAUGCUAAAGAAAUCUUUGGUCGUCGGAUGUGGCAUGAGUGACAACCUCGAAAUCAUCAAGUCUCUCCGUAGUCGUGUUUAUUGUCCAUUCGUCGAGGAUUUGGGUUUGAAGCUGAACAGUGUCGUUCCCGGUUUGAACCGAUCUGCUGCCUUAGGAAGAACCAGAAGAGGUAAUGUCUCGGUAGAAGGUGCACGUGUCGCCGCGUUGGAGGCUUUCGCUUGCUCUCUGAAGGCCAAAGAGUGGCUUGGCAUGCCGAUGCCGAUCUAAGCUAUGUAUUUCUCUGAAGUUUCUGGUUCAUUUGCUAUGUCUCUACUCUACGUUUGGUUCGUGUGUUGCUUUCUGCACUUUUUAUGUAUUUCGCUUACUUGAUCUGGUUCAUCUUUG